UGAGCGCAGUACCAGGUUAGAUAGAAGUCAGCUCCAGUUCGGUAAGACAUGGGGGAAAGGGCGCUUCUCACGGAUCUUAGCGGAUGCAAAUUGCGAUGAUUCAACCUGCGCUUCUGGGCUUGCAGCUCUUUGUGGUGGAAAUAUUUUAAAAACUCAAUAUUCUCAAAUCUUGCCCACCGGAGUCGAUCUUGCUUGCUAACUUCCGCUUAGCUGCAGGAGUCAGGAGCUGCCAUGAAGUCAUGAAGGAGUUGUUGCGGAGGAUACACAGCACCUUGCUGCAGAUCGCUCUGUUUCCGAGCAGAUUCGGCAAAACGGGUCCACGGCCAGCAGCUUCAGAGGUGUUGACCUGCCACCUGCAGCAGCGCAGACUCCCACCCUGGACUUCGUUCUGUGUGCGCUACGGUUCCAUCCACAACGACCAGUUUGGCCUGUCCAACUUUAACUGGAUGGUUCAGGGAUCCAAUUAUCACAUACUGAGGACAGGCUGCUUCCCCUUUGUGAAAUAUCAUUGUACCAAAGCACCGCCGCAGAACCUGGACUUUGAAGACAAGUUUUUUACUAUGCUGAAAGUUAUUAAUCUGGGUAUCCCUUGUUUGGCCUAUGGCAUUGGCUGCUGGAUGGUGAUAGGAGCUGCAGAAACGGUACAGACGAGCGUUGGUCCUGUCACCGUCUAUUUUGCCUACAAAGAAGAAGAAGGUGCGCAGUACUGAAACAGAGGACUGCUUCAGCAUGUUUUAAAGACACUGAAGUCUACCAAGCUGCCGGAGUUACUCCUCCUGAUACUGUUCUCCUGUACGCACCAUCUACUGUAUGCCACUGGUAAUCUUGUCUGACUGCACAGGUUAUCUUAUGGUAAAUUAUUAUAUUAAUUAAUAUUAUACAACCCAAAUCUGGCCUUUAUAGAAAAGUGGCAAGAGGGAAGCCGGUAUUGAAAGGACAAAAAGUAUAACAUUUGCCACAAGUCGCAGGAGGCAUAGCAAUCGUGUAGAUGGGGGUGCUCUGGUUGUACAUUAGACCAGAAGUAAACGUUUAUGCCUACAUGCUAAUCUGUGUGGGGAGGAAGAAUGAACAUAUCCUGUCGUGAAGCAUGGUGGUGACCGCAUCAUGCUGUGAUGAUGGUCGUCUCUAGCAGGGACAGGAAAGCUGGUCAAAAUUGAUGGGAGGAUGAACAUAAUUAAAUACAGGGGAGUCACAGAAGAAGAGCUGUUGGAGGCUGGAAAUGACUUGAGACUAAAGCUAGGAUUCAGGUUUUGACAGGAAAACAUUUGUGAACAUGCAGCCAGAGCUACAUUAGAAUGGCGUAGAUCAAAGCAUAUUCAUGCGGUGGGAUGGACAAGCCCGGACACAAAUCCACUGGAGAACCCGAGGCAAGACUUUAAAGUUUCCGUUUGCAGAUGUUGCUCCAGUGAAAGACGGCUCUACAAAGUAGAACUGAAUACAUAAGCACACCACACUUUUCAGAUUUAUUUUUGCAAAAAACAUUUAGAAAACCAUUUCAUUCCACUUCACACUUCUACUCUAGUUUAUGUUGGUCUAUCAAUAAGAAUCUACCCAAAAAGUGAGUUUGUCACCUGGCAAAAUGUGUGGGUGUGAAUAUUUUAGCAAGGCAUGUUAUAAGCACACCUGUUUUGGUGUUUAAUGGAAAGCUAAGUUCCCAGUAAAACUGAUUUUAGUUAUUUUUUUGAGUAAUGUUUAUUUUUUAAAAGCAUGCUAACUGGAUCGGUAACAUUAAGUAUACAGAUUAACACAGACAUGGUUUGAAGUCAGUGGUUUUCUGUUUUUUUUUUGCAUAAAGAGAUCUGUUGCUUUCUUAAUAAAGACUUGAUAAAACACGUAAACGGGGCAGAAAAUGGUCCUUUUAUUGCCUAAUCAUAUUCUUAAUGUGCAUUUUUUUGUUAAUUCUGUGGUGUCUUUUGUUUAAUUUUAGCUGAGGAAACAAGAAUCUCCAUAACCCCAGAAUAUUUGUACCAUGUUGAAUCGGGGAUCCUCCUCCACGCAACAGAUAGUCAAUAAUGUUCGAGAAAAAUCAGUUACAAGACAGCUCUGAUAAAAUGAGUUUUAAUUACCAAGAUGCGUGCUUUGUUGGGAGACGUGUACAUCCCUUCCUUCGGGCCUUGGCUGGCCUUUGAUUUCUGGUAAUGUGCUUUGCUGACAGCGCAGGCUUAGCUCCGCUUCAGACUCCUGCGCCCUCCGAGAGGCGGGCUGACUAACUGCCGUAUUGAUUUCUCCCCCCAGCGUCUCCUGUUCCCAGCGUUUAUCGGCGACCUCAAUUUUCCAGGCCCUGGCCUCUCCAUUUAUAACGCAAUGAAAAUGAACGAAUAAUUUCUUGUCGUACAUGGAAAUCAAUGCACCUUUUGACCUCUCUGCGCACACGAAAGGCCGCGACAUGUCAGGCCAUCCAUGCCGUUCCAGAGUGACCUGUUUUGUUUAAGUUGCUUAUCAUGGAUGAAAAUCAUUUUUACCAAAAUAAUACCACUGCCGCCUCCAAUAACAAGCAAGUAGUUCCAUUAGAAAAACAUUGUGUUUAACUGAGGGACUACAUGUGCAAACUGACAUUCAUUCAAGCUCGAAUACACUUCAAGGAAAAGGGACGGUCUUAAAUGCUUUGAAGAUUAUAACGUAACCUUGGUUGUAUACAGAUCGUUUGAAUCUUGUGCAAUAUGAAUGUACAGAAUCCUCUUCAACGGCGCGAGGACACCACACUAUCACUUUAAUCAAACUAAUUGCUCUGAACAAGGAACAUUUAGACACACUUACAGAAAUCUGAUCCCGGGGAUCAGGCUGCACCUAAAUCCUCCUCCUUUCAUUGGCAGCCUUUCAUCAGGACUGAAAGUGUGCAUGGGGAAUGCUCAGGCAACCAUGUCUUAAUUACUCAUUGACCCUUUGACCCAAAGAGCUGCAUUGAUACCAAACUCGCAGCCCCAGCGCGACUGCGCAGGGGCCGCAUCCGUCUUGCGGCUUUUGUGUGCCGCUGUUUACGGGAUGACGUGAAAUCCAAACUGCGGCGCAUGUGAGUGCGGCGUAUUUGUUUUCAGGGCUUCACCUUUGAGUCACUCUAAACUGCGGGGGAGGCCUCCCCUCCAGUUCAGACAGAGGCUUAGCAUUACAUAUUAAACCUUAGUCACCACCACGGCGGGUAUUGGUUAUCUGAACUGCAAAUGGACUUUUCUGUAACUUAACAAAACGCGGCUCGCACUUAAGGCGAGAUUGAUGCUUUUUAAUAGUCUGGUCCCAUAUUGAGGUGUCUAAAUUACCCAGCACACAUCUAAACUGGUAAUGAGCAACCAAUUAAUGCCGGUUUGGCACGUUUAAUUGCGAGCUGGUGCUGGUAAUAAGUUUUGUCAAGGUGAAAUCUUUAAAUACUUGUACUAUUUAGAGUUUAGGUAAGUAAAGCAAAACAAGUGCUCAGGCCGGGGAGAGUUAAUGCAAAUUGUUAAUGUCGAGCGGCGAAAUUACUAAUCAACUUUUAGCGAAUUGUAAUUAUUUUCUAAUUAGCUGCGGCGUUCUUCGGUUUCUUUGGCCUAAAAAAAAAUUUGCUUUAAUCUCCUUGAAAUAGUUGAUGGAGCCACUCUGCGAAUGAAUUAUUUAGCACACCAGCGUUUUCCCUGUCAUACAGAUAUAUAGCUUGGCAGAAACAAUUAUUGCGCGAACAACCCCUGCAGCUAAUGCUGGAGAGGUUAUCAUUAUGUGAGGCCGUGGAAAUCGGCCACCGGCGUCGUCUCCGAGCUUACCCGGCGAGCAGCGGGGAUACCUGAGCCAUCACUCAGAUCACUUUAAGGACAGCACUGGAAUUACGUGUCCGUGUCUCAGCCAGCAGUGGAACAACAUUUACUGUGAAACGACGUAUUUUUCUUUUUUAUCCGUACUGUGACAGCUGAGGCAAAAAUACUCAUUAUUUUUCAUCAGGAGAAGCCCUUGGAUGCAUGCAUGCCAAUUCGAUCAGCUCUGCAGUGGCAGUACUAUAGGAACACUUGAUGAGUGAAUACAUGCUGACCUCCUGUCUCUGGCAUUUUAAACGCAGCCUUUUCUUUUUUUCUAAUGCCAAGCAGAUCACAGUUAACAGUCUAUUACAGUGUAUUUAUUCACCGUAGGGAUGUCAAAUGGCAAUCUAAUUCUUUUUUUUUUUGUUCUGUAGCCGUGCUUUAUAUUGUGUUUUUAUAUGGACGGAGGGAGAAAUAUCAAAAAUAAACGGCAUCGUGUGCCAAAGGUUUUGUCCGUAGUUGUCUGAGA
Molecule: messenger RNA, 4230 nt
Organism: Fundulus heteroclitus (mummichog)
Lineage: Eukaryota; Metazoa; Chordata; Actinopteri; Cyprinodontiformes; Fundulidae
Gene: c2h15orf61
Product: chromosome 2 C15orf61 homolog
Exons: 3
Coding region: 240-710 (156 amino acids)
Source: RefSeq, a predicted model, not a curated record